Acromyrmex echinatior (Panamanian leafcutter ant) is the source of this 650-nucleotide messenger RNA. RefSeq lists its product as uncharacterized. Gene Ontology annotation, cellular component: plasma membrane. NCBI's taxonomy places the organism in Eukaryota, Metazoa, Arthropoda, Insecta, Hymenoptera, Formicidae. The record is from RefSeq and is a predicted model, not a curated record. Gene Ontology annotation, biological process: detection of chemical stimulus involved in sensory perception of smell; sensory perception of smell. Gene Ontology annotation, molecular function: olfactory receptor activity; odorant binding.
UUUAAUGGAAAAAAUUCAGCAUGUCUAUAACGAUUUAAGAGAUAGCAACGAAAUUGCUAUUGCAGAAGAAUAUGGAAAUAAUGCAAAACAGUAUACGGUUAUGCUUACAACUUAUCUGUAUUUAUGAGUACCUCUCUAUGGUUGGAGUUCAGUGAUAUUGUAUUAUCUACAAACGUAUCUCGAUCACAUCAUCUGCAGAUCUCCACCGAAUAUUUUAUCGAUCAACAAAGAUAUUUCUAUUUACCGUAUUUCCAUAUAAAUGCAACUUUUACUAUAGGAUGCGUAGUAAUAUGCGGGACAGGAUCAUUGCUUAUUGCAUAUCUUCAACAUGUUUGUGGAAUGUUUAAAAUUGCUAGUUAUCGUAUCAAGAGAGCUAUACAUACUUACACAUCAAAAAAUCUUAAUACGCAGAAAGAGAUAUUGAUUUAUAAAGAUCUAAUUCGUGCUGUAGAUAUUCAUCGAAAUUCUAUAACAUUCUCCUACUAUUUCAUAUCCAGAUUUCAAAUCUCGUUCAUGUUUUUAAUAGUAACUGGAGUUCUUACUUUGAGCCUAAAUAUUUUUCGAGUGAGUCUCGUCAUUUACAAAUCUAUGUUAAUGAUUUGCAUAUUAAUUCAUUACUUUGCUUCAGAUUAAUAAAUUAAGUCUUUUUC